Molecule: messenger RNA, 2481 nt
Organism: Arctia plantaginis
Lineage: Eukaryota; Metazoa; Arthropoda; Insecta; Lepidoptera; Erebidae
Source: the annotation of a GenBank genome assembly
AUGCGGACUGCCUUGUCUGCGUUUAAUAGUGGAUGGCGAGAGGCUGAUGAUGAAGAAGAUAUCAUUGUUAAAGUGCGCGUGCGCGAGUUCUACAUCGCGAUGCAGCGUUGCCCUUACAUCCACGAGAUGAAGGAGCGACUGCUAGGCGCGCCUGUCGAACCUGAGCAGAAAGAGGCUCCACGCGUUGAGCCACAAGAAACGCAGGUCGGCACCAUCGUCAAACUGAAUUCCGACGGGUACGGGUCCCAUACUUCGCCGGCGCGUGCGCCACUCGUCACAGACGAGUGUGAUGCAGCGCCGGACGAAAUCGAAGCUCUCACUCCUACUGAGACUGUGCUUCGAUACAGAGCUUGCUGUCAACCUGAAAAUACUCCUAAGAAUGCCAAAACCUCACUCUUUAUCAUCUCGAGUUUCAUCUACGCCAAGCUUCUCGUCGUGGUGUGUGUAGCCUACGUCAUCAGUGAUGUUAUCACACACAAUCUGCCCCUUUAUUACUACGAGGGCUUCUUCACUUACCUUUAUGGCAUGAGCAUUUUGUUUUUGUUAUACGUCUUCUGCUUCUUACUACAAGAGAGUGCAUGCUGCAGUGGCAGUCCUCCUAAACCCAAACCUCCUCCAAAAGCUAAGAAGCCUAAGAAAGAAAAAGAAAAGAAAACCAAAGACAAAGAAUCUAAAGAAGGCAAAGAUGGGAAAGAUGGCAAGAAAGAUAAGAAAGAAGGAAAGUCUAAAGAAAAAGGCAAAGACAAGGAUGCCGAAAAAGAAAAGCCCUGUAAAGAAUCCAAGAAACAAAGCUUUCAGCAGCAACAACAACUACAAACACAAGACAUUGAGGAACUAGAAGCAGGACCCGUAGCCAGGCCCGCGCGUAGGCGCAAGACUUCUCAAAACGACCACAGUCAUGGCAGUUUCUUCCUUAGGAUCGGUGCUAUUGCUUUUGGGCUGGGCACUAUGAUUUACAACGGUUUGGAAUUUGGUACUUUCUUUGAAUUACCUUUGGACUCCCCGUGCUACCUCAUCCUAAAAGGAGUUAACCCUGUACUGCAAAUGGUCUUUACCUUUAUGCAAAUGUACUUCAUAUUUAUGAAUUCACGGUUGAACAUACAUCGAUUUAAAGUAAUAGCCCGGUUUGGAUUAAUGCAUGUAGUUGCAACGAACAUUUGUGUUUGGAUUCGUACUUUGGUACUAGAAUCGUUAAAAGAAAUCACCGACUAUCACGUUAAGAAUCCCCAGGGUAUUUCUGAAGAAGGCGUACUUGGAAAAGUCAUCCGUAAGCAUACUCUGAGGCAUUCAGGAAAAGUGUUCGGUGCUGCUUCCACUGCCGCUACAAGUAUCGCAUCUACUGUUUUAACCACCGCUAAAACUGCUGGAGAGCAACUAAUGAACGUUGUCAGCUCCACGUCCACCGCUGCUCCUAUCACCACUCCCGGCACAAUGCCUAAUUCAUCAGAAGUCUUUGAGUCGUAUGAUGCCAUCAGCCCAGCUGCACUGAUCGCUAAUAUCGAUAACACGACGGUGUGCGGCCGGAACCCAAUUAUGGGUACUAUCGUUACUGACUCGGCGCCCUAUUUAUAUCCGUUCAUCAUUGAGUACUCACUCAUCGGCGCCGCUGUCAUUUAUGUGAUGUGGAAACAUAUUGGUCGUUAUCCCAGCGUGGCCAACGAUGAAGAUCUGGAAAGACGUCUGGAAGCUGUUCUCUCCCGCAGGGCAGCAGCGCUAGCAGCGGCACAACGUGGAAAUCGAGUAGAUUGCGCUGGAGCUUCAAAGGGACUCUUCUGUGGCCUUCUACUGUUGGUGGCGUCACUGAUUUGCCUGAUACUUUUCUUCGUUCUGAUAAGACACCACGAGUUGAAGCGCUUGUCGAUCUAUUUGGCAGAUGUAUCUCACUGCGCUCUGAUGGUUCUCUCCAUUCUGGCGAUUCUAAUUGGAUUUAUUCGUGGUCGUGUAAUGAAAUGGAGCAAUACUCCUUCCUCCUGUACCGAGCCUCUUCGCAGGGUGCAAUCUUUGAAGUUCCGCUCUGAAGAACAAUCUGACUUGAACGACAUUCUGCUGCGUGUGUCGGCGUUCGGUCUGUUCGUGUAUGCUGUGUUCAGCGUCAUCGCUGGUGGAAUGGGCGCCUUUACACACGAACCAAAUCUUCUGGUCAUGAUUACCGGCUGUUUGAGUGUGCUUCAGGUAGUCCUUCAAUUACUAUUCAUCGCUGAUGUAUCCCGUCGUCGAGUCCAUUUGCCAGAACAGGAACGCAGCAAGCCCGCCCGUCAAGCCGUCACCUUCCUUCUUAUUUGCAAUGUUACCAUGUGGCUCAUUUACACUUUCGAGGCCCAAAAAGUCCUGGCCAAUCCUGUACAACUGGAUUUCUACGGUUUCGUAGCUUGGUCACUUGUUCAACGUUUCACUCUACCCCUUUGUAUUUUCCACCGUUUCCACUCAGCUGUCACUCUGGCUGAAAUAUGGAAGACCAGUUACAAAGCGCGCCUGGAGUGA